AGAGGAAGUGAGAGGAAUUGCACGAGUAUGACUUCGCGACUGUCGCGUGCUUAGACCACGUGUUUCACUCGAGGUUUAGCCUGGCUCGACGCGUUCAAGGUCUUCCCGCGAAGCGGAAUCGCAAUGGAAGGGAGAAUGGCAAUGAUCCAGAAGAGUGCUCGCAUAUUCACUGCUAAAUAUAUGAAUGCGUUGGCUCUAUGCUGAGCCUAUAUUUUCAUGCCUCAUUUUAAUUACCAUGAUCAGUGGCAGCGUGAUAACAGCAACUACUUUCCGUUCUCCUUUUUUUGCAAACUCACGUUGCGUGAUAAUAAUACUUCCAAUAUUCACGAGGUUUUAAUGAUGAUUUUACACUCACAUCUUUGUAUUCGAUCUACGAAUAUAUUUACACACGCAUCUCUGUCUUGGACCUAGAAACUCGUAAUUUUUGAGUCAUCGGUGUUCCCCAACUUUUUGACUUUCCGCGUUUUACGUUUACAUGACGUUUAUGCGUGCACGUGAGCCAGAACGCUACCAGGAAGGCGAUCUCGAUGUACGUACGGAUCUUAAUGCCGAUAAAAUUCCCGAAGUCAUCGCUAUUUUCUUCCUCCCGUAAUCUUCGUUGUGUUCUCAGAGACUUCAGAAAUUCUUCAUUCCUCUUUCGCAGAAUGUUUCAAUUAUGUCAUUUAUCAUCCGUUUACGAAGUGACAUGAGACAAUCAAAGAAAGAUGUAAGAUAAUGUAAGGAGCAUAUUAUGUGCAUUGGUAGUUUCCGCAACCCACUUUCUUAAGUCUGGAAAACAAACGAACAUAGAACAGAUAAUAGAAAAUGAAUGUAGUAAAUGGAUGCUUCAUUGCAAAUCGGAAGAGUUACAACAAAUUAGAUGACAUAUUCAUCUGAGUCAGAGUUUCUGUGCAUUUGGGGAUUCACUGGAUCCAUCUGUGCACAAUCAAAACCUUAGAAUUAUUAUGCAUAUAUUUAGUCUUGCAAUUUCGAAAUUAAAUUUAGAUCACUUUUCGUAAGUUUUCAAGUGUUGAUUCGACAGUAUACAUCCUUUUGAGAAGGUCAUAUUGUUUAAGAAUUCGAAAAGCUGGGUAAAUUAUUGUGGCAAUUGAUUUAAAAACAACUAUACGUAUAAAAAACGGUCUGCUUAAUUAUUAAUCAUUACUAAUAUAUCCAAUAUUAGUCAAUAUAGGUCAGUAUAGGCACAAGGAUUCGAUGCAAUAAAUUAUAUAGCACGCUUACUAUCGAAUUAUCAUGUCGCCAAGGAAACUAACGUCAGGAGUGGGAACAAGGUUCCUGAUAUUAGGACAUUCCGAUAGUGGCGUUCAGGUAUUUUCCAAAUAACACCCGAAAAAGUAGAAUAGUAAGUGGCAGUGAUUUUUAUUUGAGCAUCUCUUUGAGCUUUCCUCGUGCGCGCAGCUCGUCGCCAUCUCUAUUGAUCGUUUAUUAUUAAUCACGCUUCUGUCAUGCAAGUUGUUGAUAACAAGACAGAAAAGAGGGUCACUUGGUUGGAACAUGGAAUUGUGCGAAUGUUGCACUAACUGUCCGGAUAAAUCGAUCACCCGAAAGGGCAAUGAACCAGUCGGAUGUUGCCGAUCUAAGCCAAUCUUGAAGAAGCCAAAGAUGUCCUCCACAAGGAAACACGCUCCUGGAUGUCCCAAGUUUCGGAGGACUUCUGAAGUAGAAAGGCAGAUCGAAAUCGCUACUUGUUACGACAAAUUCGCUUUGGCAAAGAAAUUACAUGCGGAAAACUUACAACACCAGCCGCUUCCGGACCGGGUGGAUGACUCUGUAUUCAAGAAAGGAUACCGUGUCUGUUCGGCAAGCUGCGAGCGAAUGCGUCAAAAUCGAGUAAAUGUGAAAAGGACAGAGACUCCUUUUUUUGCGCCCGUACUCGGUUGCAAAGAUCCAAAGACCCGGAUGGAUCUCGCAAUUUGUUGGGAGACGCCAGUUGACCCGGUGUACGAGCCGCGAAGAUCUACGCACAUUGAUGGCUCCGAAGGUGGUUCGGCACCGGCGAUUUUCGCUAUGAUCGAGCACACGCCGGUACCGAAGAAUCAUGAACUCUUAGCAAUCCGGAAUACCGAAGAAAAUAAGUGCACUUGCGCGCGACGAGAGGAAGAUUCCAGGAGAAAUCCGUGUUGCUGCGAUUGCCUCCGCGACGAACUUCGAGGCGGAUUAUCACAAAGUGGGAAAUUAUCGAGAUCGGUAUCCGUGCCGCGCGUCACCGAGCGCAGAUGCGCUGCCUGCGGUGGCAGCGAAUCGAAAGCGACACUCGAGCGAAAGGGGAAAAAAGAUCCGCGACUGAUCAGAUCCGCAGUGGGUGUUGCGUUGGGUCUUGAGCACAGAAGUCGAACGGGUGACGACGAAGAGCCGUGCAGGAACGAACACUCACCGACGAGGAUGACGGUGCCGCGACCGAGAACUCCAUUCGCCAGGCGAACAUUCUGCAUCGACACUUUGGCACCGCCGUUCAGCAUUAUAGAUGGUUACCGAGAUACUGAUUAUCCCGAACAUUGGCGGCUUAUGACUGUGUACCAGCAGUCCUAUAAGUAUCCGCAACAACGCAGGACUCGCCACUUCUGAUUCCACAAGAUAAGAAUUAUUGAUUAAGUCACGUUUGACGAUUCGAAUCGAUGAAUGAAUUUGAUAAGUCGAAUUCGAUAAUUAGAACAAAGUUGAUUGAUUUUGAUUUAGAUUGAAUGAAUAAAUUUUAUGAAUCGAAUUUAUUGAAUAAGCUAUAAAAACAAAUGACGAGAUCUUUAUAUCAAAAUGAAAAUCAUUGUUAAUUGUUGCUUUGUUACAGUAGCAAGUUAAUAGUUUGAUAAUCUUGUUGGACAGACUGGUCCGAUUAUUAAAUAAGUAACUGAAACGCACAUAUGUAUAAUGAGUCUUUAAACUGCAUAGCAUAAGAAUAUGUUAUUGUUAUAUGUUGAGAUAUAAAUAAAGUAACUGAAG
This is a messenger RNA of Ooceraea biroi (clonal raider ant), 2937 nucleotides long. RefSeq lists its product as uncharacterized. The record is from RefSeq and is a predicted model, not a curated record. NCBI's taxonomy places the organism in Eukaryota, Metazoa, Arthropoda, Insecta, Hymenoptera, Formicidae.